Messenger RNA from Apus apus (common swift), 2387 nucleotides. It is a transcript of the gene CPNE7, whose product is annotated as copine 7. The transcript has 16 exons. The record is from RefSeq and is a predicted model, not a curated record. Gene Ontology annotation, molecular function: calcium-dependent phospholipid binding. Lineage: Eukaryota; Metazoa; Chordata; Aves; Apodiformes; Apodidae. Bases 306 to 2021 code for a protein of 571 amino acids. Gene Ontology annotation, biological process: cellular response to calcium ion. Gene Ontology annotation, cellular component: plasma membrane.
UGUGUGGAGGUGGCAGCGGCGGCAGCUCGGGCUGGCACACCGACCCAGACCUCAGCCCAGCCACACAUCGAGCCUGGGCCACCAGCACCCAGAGCCAUCAAGAGUGGAACAAGCCACCCCACCUCAGAGCAAGGUCCUCAGGGUGCCCUCCACCCGCCGGAGCAUCCCACCAUUUUCCACCGCCUCUCCAUCCCCACAGCUGGCUCUGCAGGGUGACGUGUCCUGGGCAUGACAGGCACCUGCUCGGCUCCUUGACGGCACCCAAGGCAGUGGUCCCCCCACCCCUGCCACCCCACUCCCUCCACAUGCCCUUCACCCACGGGGCUGCCUGCCCCCCAUCCCUCCUGGCCAGCGCAGCCACCAUGGGCGAGCCCGAGCCCUGCGCCCAGGCCCCACUGGCUGUCCUGGCCAAGGUGGAGCUGCGGGUGAGCUGCAAACACCUCCUGGACCGCGACACCCUCAACAAGUCAGACCCCUGUGUCCUGCUGCUGAUGCAGUCCCAGGGCCAGUGGAUGGAGGUGGAUCGCAGCGAGGUCAUCAAGAGCAACCUCAACCCCGUCUUCGCCAAGAUCUUCACGGUUGAUUACUACUUCGAGGAGGUGCAGAAGCUGCGGUUCGAGGUGUACGACAGCCACGGCCACGCCGGCCUGGGCACGCACGAUGAUGACUUCCUGGGGGGCAUGGAGUGCACCGUGGGGCAGAUCGUGGCACAGAAGCGGGUGACGAAGCCGCUGUUCCUCAAGUACGGGAAGUUCGCGGGCAAGUCCACCAUCACAGUCAUCUCGGAGGAGAUCUCGGGCAACAACGGCUACGUGGAGCUUGCCUUCCGGGCCAAGAAGCUGGAUGACAAGGACCUCUUCAGCAAGUCAGAUCCCUUCCUGGAGAUCUACCGUGUGGAUGAUGACGGUGGGGAGCAGCUGGUGUACCGCACCGAGGUGGUGAAGAACAACCUCAGCCCCAUCUGGGAGCCUUUCAAGGUCUCCCUCAACUCGCUCUGCAGCUGCGAGGAGAAGAGGAAGCUGAGGUGCGUGGUGUGGGACUACGACUCGCGGGGCAAACACGACUUCAUCGGGGAGUUCUUCACCACCUUCGAGGAGAUGCAGAAGGCCAUGGGGGAGAACAAGGUGCAGUGGGACUGUGUGAACCCCAAGUACAAGAUCAAGAAGCGCAACUACAAGAACUCGGGGGUUGUGGUGCUGCUGGACCUGAAGAUCCACAGGGUUUACUCCUUCCUGGACUACAUCAUGGGUGGCUGCCAGAUUCACUUCACGGUGGCCAUCGACUUCACGGCCUCCAACGGGGACCCCCGGAACAGCUGCUCCCUGCACUACAUCAACCCCUACCAGCCCAACGAGUACCUCAAGGCACUGGUUGCUGUGGGUGAGAUCUGCCAGGACUAUGACAGUGAUAAGAAGUUCUCAGCUCUGGGCUUCGGCGCAAGGAUCCCCCCCAAAUAUGAGGUCUCUCAUGACUUCGCCAUCAACUUCAACCCCGACAACGACGAGUGUGAGGGCAUCCAGGGUGUUGUGGAGUCCUACCAGAGCUGCCUGCCCAAAAUCCAGCUCUAUGGCCCCACCAACGUGGCACCCAUCAUCUCCAAGGUGGCUCGCGUGGCAGCCGACGAGGAGAGGACCAAGGAGGCUUCGCAAUACUUCAUCCUGCUGAUCCUGACGGACGGGGUGGUGACGGACAUGGCGGACACGCGGGAGGCCAUCGUCCGCGCCUCCUACCUGCCCAUGUCCAUCAUCAUCGUCGGGGUGGGCAACGCCGACUUCACCGACAUGCAGAUCCUGGACGGGGAUGACGGCGUCCUGCGCUCCCCCAAGGGGGAGCCCGUCCUGCGCGACAUCGUCCAGUUCGUUCCCUUCCGGGACUUCAAGAACGCGUCCCCGACGGCCCUGGCCAAGUGCGUGCUGGCGGAGGUCCCCAAGCAGGUGGUGGAGUACUACAGCUACAAGGCCUUCCCUCCCCGCUGCCCCCCGGCCCGCACCCCCGACCCCGACCUCGCCUCGCCUCAAUGACCCCCCCCGCAAAGCCCACAUCCCCCGGGGGUCCCCACUGGGACCCUGUCCUGCUGCAGACCCCCCCUCACCAGGCAGAUGGCACUGGGAGCUGACACCUGGCUGGGGACAUGGGGAUGGUCUUGCUGCCCACCCCCCUCCCACCUGCCCAGCCCCGGUGUCCCAGUGCAGGACUCCCCGUCCUCCCGGGGGUCUCUGCUGGGGCACUGCUUGGUCCCGGUGGUCCUUGCCUUGCAACCAACCCCUCUCCAUCCCUGCUGUCCCCGUGGUCCCCUCAGUUCCUGCUUCUCUGUCACUGUGACCUUGUUUGACAGCAGCUGCAUGACAAACCCUCCCCAUGCAGGGGGACCCCCCCCAAUAAAACAA